AUGGCCGGUCUUGUACGUGCACGAGGCGACGCCACCAACGACCAUGAACAACGUCGUGGUGUAGAAGGGCAACUGCUAGUCGCCACAUAUGGGGUGCUUACGAAGAAGCGCUCGGAGUUAGGUUUGGGUCGGACAUGCGUACGCCUCUCAAUGAUUCAUGUAUUUCAUGUCUUGCCCGAACUGUCUCUAAUAGCAACCCGGGUUACUCGGGUUUGGGCAGGCCGAUUGAGACUGAUUUCCUGCGUAAGGACAGAUUUUAAAACACAUUUUCGUGUAGAAAAAGUAACAUUUGAACUGCUGGUUCAAGAUUUUGGACCGUUAUUGUAUUCGGAUCGAGGUCCUAACAUAAUAUCUCCCGACAAGAAAAUUGCAAUGACGUUAUGGUUUUUUGGUAAUCAGGAAGUUUAUAGAAGUAUAGCAGACCGAUUUGGUAUAUCCAAAGAUUCUGUAUGGAGAUCUGUUUUAAAAGUGUCAGAAACAUUGUCCGCAAAUGUACAGAAUUAUAUUAAAUGGCCCAACCCGGUUCAAAUGCAAAAUUCUCAACAAAAAUUUUUAGAUAUAGCUGGUUUACCGGGUGUGAUUGGUGCCAUUGAUGGAUGCCAUAUCCAGAUUAGUGCUCCCACAGAAAAUGCACAUAGUUAUAUAAACAGGAAAGGCUAUUAUUCUAUUCUUUUGCAAGGAAUCUGUGAUACUUCCUUAAAAUUUAUAGAUGUGUUUGCUGGCAUUUGUGGAAGUGUCCAUGAUUCCAGAGUUUGGAACAUGAGCGAUAUUAAACGUGAAAUAAUAGAAGAUGAUCAAAGAUACUUCCAAAAUUAUUAUUAUUUAAUUGCUGAUGCAGCAUAUCCGUUAACUAAUCGUAUGCUCACACCAUAUCGUGACAAUGGCCAUCUUCAACAAUGGCAAAUAGUUUAUAAUACUAAACAUUCCAAAACUCGUGUAGUUAUUGAACGAGCGUUUG
Vollenhovia emeryi is the source of this 958-nucleotide messenger RNA. RefSeq names its product putative nuclease HARBI1. Lineage: Eukaryota; Metazoa; Arthropoda; Insecta; Hymenoptera; Formicidae. The annotation marks the transcript as partial. The transcript is spliced from 4 exons. The record is from RefSeq and is a predicted model, not a curated record.